Molecule: messenger RNA, 1473 nt
Organism: Saxophila tyrrhenica
Lineage: Eukaryota; Fungi; Ascomycota; Dothideomycetes; Mycosphaerellales; Extremaceae
Exons: 1
Coding region: 1-1473 (490 amino acids)
Molecular function (GO): protein binding
Source: RefSeq, a predicted model, not a curated record
AUGGCCGACAUCAAUGCUCUCCCCCCAGAGCUACUGGACCACAUCGCCGGCUUCUGUGACCAUGCAACGCUGAAGAGUCUCCGUCGCGUGUGUAAGUCAAGCAGGGAUGCCGCCACGCCCGGCGUGUUCGAACACUUCUACAUGGCCAUGUUCGAUCACUGCCUAGAGAACCUUUGCUCCAUCUCCAAAUCGCCCCUCGCCAAGCACGUAAAGGCAUUCACCUUCUACACCGAUGUACUCCCAGACUGGACAGGCGAGAUUCCUUCGAGCCCCGAUGAUCUUGACUGGCCGGUUGCCAUAGACUUCCGUCCGGAGAUAGCAAGAUCUCAAAUCGCCGCCCAAACACCGGCAAGACAGCCCAGUUCAGUCGUAGACGUGUAUCGACAAGUCGACUACGACAGUCUUCCACGCCACAACUUCAGCGAUGAGGAACUCAAGCAGGGCUGGCGAGAAUUUGAGAAGUUGCGUGAGCAACAGUCAACCUGGCGUAAAUCAGAGCAACCGAGCAUGCGCUUCAAGGAGUAUUUCGCGAUGCUUCCAAACGUCACUGAAGUGCAUGUCACGACUUGUCUAUCCUUUCCUUUCUUCUCCUCGGGAGCGAGACCAGCGAGGGAACUUCCACUCUGGUCAGCACUUCGACGCCGUAUGCUGGUCGGGCCGGACGAUUGGACGGACGAGUACGAGUACCCCGACAAUCGCUCAAAACUCUGCGGACAAGGAUUCUCGUGCAUGCUGGAGGCAAUUGGCUUCCGGGCCUCAUUCGCUGGCACUCGACAUGUUACCAAGUUACAUGCUCAUGCAACUCACUACGGUUCAUUGCAGUUUUGCGCAAGAAACAGAGCAUACCCUUGUUCCAAACCCUGGCCUGCGACAUUCGAGUGCAUGCGGCAGGGCUUCGAGAAUCUCACAGCUAUCGAGUUCACUUCGGCAUGCACCACGUACCUUACACCAGGAGAUGAGGACGAGGCGAUCGAAGAAAUAUUCGGGAUGCUGUGCGCUGCAACGAAGCUGAAGAGCCUGAAGCUCGUCUACGAAAGCACAGUCGUCGGCAGCGAGCGAGACUACAAUUGCUUCGGACGUCGCCUCCAAAAACAUCCGCCGUGGCCGCCUAUCGAAAGCUUGGAGCUUAGUGUCACUUUCAUGCCUUACUGGGAUCUACUGCCGGUGUUGCAAACACUUGCGCCUACUCUACGCAGCUUGAAGCUGCGCGAUACAGACAUCGUGGACAUCAGACCGCUCGUCGCACAGAUCCCGAAGAUUCUGGACUUGCAACACGCAUACUUGGAAUGCAUUUGGCAUUGGUGCGACGUGUCCGAGGAAACCAAUUGCUUGUUCAUGGAAGGGACAGAUGUUGGUCUUCCCUACGAGCGGUCUGUGAAGCGGUACUUGACCCGCAAGAUUGACAAGAUGCCGGACCUGAAGCUUUGCAGUUGUGAAGAGCCAUACGAGGCGCAGGAGGAGAGCCCCGAGUGA